This is a messenger RNA of Mizuhopecten yessoensis (Yesso scallop), 5350 nucleotides long. Its product is annotated as transcription factor LBX1-like. Gene Ontology annotation, molecular function: DNA-binding transcription factor activity, RNA polymerase II-specific; DNA binding. Bases 738 to 1619 code for a protein of 293 amino acids. Lineage: Eukaryota; Metazoa; Mollusca; Bivalvia; Pectinida; Pectinidae. Gene Ontology annotation, biological process: regulation of DNA-templated transcription. The record is from RefSeq and is a predicted model, not a curated record. The transcript is spliced from 2 exons.
CCUCGCAAGUCUCAUGUCUUCGGAAACAUCUUGAUAAUGAGGAUUGCAUAUAUUUAAAGGAUUCUGUUUAAUUUUUCUCGAAUUUGUUUGCAUAUGUUUUUCAUAAUCGAGCCAAGAUGGUGAACACAUUUUUUAAUUCUCGCUACUAAAAAGUGUUCAAGGAAAUCUCAUGGACGUUUGUUCAAGUAUAUCAUAUACGAGAAUCUUUCAUUCAAUUUUUUCUACAAACAUUCUCGUAACAUUAUUUGAAAGCAAAUCAUUGUUUUUGCCUCAGGUCAUUCGCUGUACGCUCGGCAGACGACAGUUAGUAAUCAGACGAAAUAUUCGCGCCUCACGUCGCUUGUGUACCUUAGGGGUGUUUUCAGUAGCGCGCAGACGACAUAUCCUUACAGUUAUUUAACUGUCAGUCAAUCAAGUGGCCCGGCCUCGUUUUGGGGUUUUGUUUUUGUUGUGGUGUGCUGGAAAGACUCUGGUGUUGUUAGACUUCUGGGUACUUAGAUACAUUGACAGGCCUCGGAUACUAUACAGCACAUACUCGACUUACUACCCCGAGGAAAGUUAGAAAGAAAAAUUAUCAGAAUUUCUUCAAGAAAUAAUAUCUGUGGACGACUACAACAUUGUGUGCACAUGGAUGUUUGUUUACUAUCUCUAAAUGUAUAACUUUCCGAGGAAGAAAUUUUGAUUUGAUUUUGACUUUCCUUUCACCUGUGAAAAAGUUUACUUAAAAAGCAGACCAAAUGAAAAUCAUGUCAACAUCCAGCGGGGUCAGUGAUUCGGACGAUAGCUGUAAAGACCAAUACGAACCGAUACGGAAACUUGCAAUGGUGCAACUUCAGCCUCCUAGAAAUCCAAACAAACCAUUCACGUCAUUUGCAAUCAAGGAUAUUCUAGGAUCUAGCAAUAAUAAUAAUAAUAAUGUGCAACAUAGAAAUUUACAUUUUAAUAAUGCUAUUAAUUCGAGGAUCGUACGACCAUGGGAUAACCGAUCCAGUCCGGGUCGAGAUUCAGAACUUUCAUCGGAUGCUGAAGAAGAAGAAAUCAACGUCGACGACGAUGAUCAAAUCCCAAGCAUGAAAACAGUAUCCCCUCUCGAUGCUUUGAUGGAAAUGGCAAAUAAAACAUUUGAGGGAUUAGAAACAGCUGAUGCAGCAGAUGCUAAACGACGAGAGCAAGCUGCACUGUUCGGGAAACACCAGCCUCCAAAGAAAAGAAGGAAAUCCAGAACGGCGUUUACAAACCAACAGAUAUAUGAACUCGAAAAGCGAUUUUUAUACCAGAAGUAUUUAACACCAGCCGAUAGAGACGAAAUCGCUCAGACGCUUGGUUUGACAAAUGCUCAAGUUAUAACAUGGUUCCAGAACAGGCGUGCAAAACUUAAACGUGAUCUCGAAGAGCUUAAGAAUGACGUCGUCCAUGCAAAGCUUGACACAGAUGACGAAGAAAUGGAUAAUUCACGGCGAGAAAGUGACAUGGACAGUGAAUCAGAACCUUCUCCCGCCAAAUUAUCAAAGAGUUGUAUAGACAGUGAUCAGGACAAUUCCGAGAAGGAAAACACGUGUUUAUCGGACAGGGAGAAUAACAAUAAUUCAGAUGCAGAACCGGACGAACUGACGUCAUAGCUAGGAUGAAAAGAUGUGUUUAAUGUGAUAAUGUUCGUCCCUUAUUUAGUCCGAGUCGCUUACAUGUUUGAUAUGUUAUCAAUAUGUUGGACGUGCAAGAUAUCAAGACAACCUAUAUCAUGUCUCUGUAAGAGAUAACACGAAGGGUAAACCCGCCUUUAUAGUUCAGAAUGUGACGUAGACAAAUGCGUCAUAUGUCUUAACGGCGUCUUAUGCUUUGCAAUUUUGCAUAUACAUUUAACACCUUCAUCGUUGCUAGUUGAUAGUAGACGUCGGUCUCAUUGAGCCCGCUUGGAGGAUAUCUAAGCAUUUCUGUGACCUUGAUUUAUUGGGUGUUAUUGACUAUUAUUGCAUAAUCGUGCUACUACUAUUUAUGAAACAGUACAGCUUGUAUGUUCAAAGAAGAUAUGUAGCCUAAAGUGUACAUGAUCGUUAGUCCCUCGUUUAAUACACGUUAUAGCUUUCCUUGAGAACAGAAGUUAUGUGUUCAGAUUCAUCACAUUGAACCAAACUAAUAAUAUGCUGUCAUUUAUUAAUACUAGGUUCGGACGUAUAUAUUAAAUUAAAGCUUCUUAACGAAACAAGCACCAAAGUAAAAUGUCUAAAUUGACGAUAUUUAUUAUAAAUAUGUCUAACUUGGAAAUGUAUAUCAUUUCUGGCGUGUUUCUACUCUCUCAUUUUCUAUAAUAAUUAUCUGCUUUGGAAUAUGCAAUUAUUAUGUCUGUCUUUGCUGAAUCUAAAACGACGUUCAAUUAACAACUAUAUAUGUAAUCCAUACAUUAUAUUUAGUGACAAAAAUGGUUUUGAGUUUUCUGUUUGAAAAACAUAUUGGUUUUAUAUAUAGUUCAUCUCAUACGAAACUGAAUCAGUAAAGUUGAGGAAGAAUGAAUAUGGAUAGGUGAAUGCAUUUAAAUAUUAUCUAUUGUAUAUCUGUCACGAGGUAAAGGCAAGGUAGGGUUGAAGUCUUAACAGAAAAGAUAAGCGGAAUCAGUGAGAAAUCCCAAUAUUUCAAAAUCGAAAUUUUAUUAAUUUUAAAAAGCAUUUAUUCAUAUCAUGAAAAUAUGCUAAUUGCUUGCAUGAUUUGUAUUAGCAUAAUCCCAUACGGUUUACUUAGAUUUUGUUUGCACAGUUGUCUGACAUACUAUACACCCACUACCGAAUAAUUUGAAAAUAAAUCCAAUCAGUAUAAUUUUCAGUCAAAAUUCAUAAACAAACAGUAUCAUAUUAUGCCAGAUAUUUUCUAUUAUUUUCUGUAUGGCUUGUUUCUAAAAGAGAAAGGAACUGCAAACAAUAAUACAUUUCGCAAAAAAAUACAUAUUAUAUUAACAGUCAUAUAUUUAUAUCAUUACAAAUCAGAACGUUCAACCGAAACACUUGCUAUAUUCCCGACGGUCUCGCAAAGUUUGAAACUCCCAGGUCAAACUGUAUAUCAUUUUAUUGAUAUGAUAUAUUUACUUUGUCAAAAUCUGAUUCAAACGAGAAUGGUUUGCAAAAUGGCGUCUGGUUAUUCAAUCUAAAAAAAAUAGGUUAACAAUAUAAAUUGAACCAUUUAAGAUUUAAAAAUAUUUUGUACAAUUGUAUGUUUAAAAUAAGCGUCUAUGUCAAAUAUCAAUCAUUUAUUCAUAGACAUCUGUUCUACCUCAGUGCUUUGUAGAUGAUAACAGUAGUGUAAUAAUAUUAGUAACGAUAAGUAAGCAUUCUUUGAGUACUAUAUUUUCGUAAACAAUAUUCGUAUAUAUACAGUUCUUUCAAAAAAAAAAGAUCCACAACUUAAUUGUCAAUUAUACAGAUAAAUGUAUAAAAUGUUGCUUGAACGAACUGAAAUAUUUUGAAAACAUACCAGUUUUAUGUUCUGCUUUUAUUAAACCUUGGGCCAUUGGCAUUCUCUUUCAGCACAGUUAAAUAUAUAAAAGUACCAUAAUAAUUUUAUCUGAAGCUGAUUUUGUGGUCAAAGUUCAUUCACAAGAAGGGUAAAAUAACACCUACGUCUAUAAGAACUAUUGUUACUCAAUAAGGUUGCACAUUGAUUAACCAAGAGUGCAGAAUAUAAACACAUUGCACUUUCGAUACAGUGCUUUGAAUUCAUUUCAGUUAUCCAAGUGUAAGGCCGACACCAGUGUUAAUUUGUCUUUCUACAAUUUUACCUCAGACAACACCGUUUAUAAUUCUUUUAUUCUUCAUGGACAUAUUAUUUUAUUGGACAUUUUGUUUUACUUACACCGACAUACUGUUCCCCUUUCUCUUUAGCUUUUGUAGAUUGUUAUAUAUGUACAGGCCAUAUAUUUGAGUUUGAAUUAAGAAAUGGCAAUAUAUACCUCUGCAAUAUAUACCGUUGUCGCUUACUGACUGUCGAAUGUGAAUUCCAUGACGUUGUUAAAACUAUGAAACAUAAAUUGAUUUGUAUAACAAUAUGAUUAUAAAGUUCCAUUUUCAUUGCAAAAUAUACCCAUACCCACACUCAAUUAGAUGUGAAUGAGUUUUAAAAGUUGAAAUACAAUAGUUGGAAACAUGAUCAUGAAAGUAACAUCCAUUUUCAUCAGAAGUACACUCAAUGCAUUACUUCAAAAUAAAAUAAAUCAAAUUAUAUUUUAACUAUUUUCACCUACAUAACAUAACGGUUUUAAUUAUGUAGGCUAGUUUCUUUAAUAAAAAAACCGUUUCAAACAGAAAUACGAAACUAAUUGAUGUAGCCUUGAAAACUAUUUGGAGCCAGCAUAACUGAAAUAAACAUGUCAUUGCCACCAUUUCCCACAGGAACAGAAUGUCGUUAAAAUGUAGUUAAACAAUUAUUUACAAGCCUUCAAAAUACACACCGGCUACAUAAUUAAAUAAAGCUUCGACAAACGAUAAUCAUGCUUAUUUAACAACGGUACGAGAUAAAGAAAAGACCGUAAAAAGUCUGUCCUAUUUCAUCCUCAUCCGAUUUUCAUCGUAAAGUCAUCCAUCAUCAUCGUUUUCGUCUGUAUUCUCUUUAUCUCAUCUACUGCCCUCUAAUCCUUAAAGUCAUUCAUAUCGUCGUUGUCAGCAAUUGUCACCCAUAUGUCCAUCAUCUACGUUUACUGUACCAUGCGUCGCAUGUAAGGUUUAAUAUAACAUCUGGUUAUGGUUGUUGACAGAAUUGUUAGCUUAACACGAACCAUGAUGGAAGAUGAAUAAUCAGGUCAUUAGAUAUUUAAAAAAAAGUGUAUGCUUGAUUAAAGGAACGUUACAAAAGAUAAAAUAAAAGGAUUCAUGGUUAAUACUCAAACAAGCCUGGUUUCAGUAACCUCUACCUUCCUUAAGUACUGCCCAUAGGGGGAAGUUGAAGUCCAGCAAAAUUCUUUGUAGAAAUGUUCCAAAAAACUUAAGUGUAUACGCACAGGAAAAUAUUUAAUAAGUAAGAUUAUUUUAACAAACAGGUUUUUUCAUGAAAAUUAUGUAACAAUAAUUCAAUACUAAAAAUGGGGGAUGGGAAAUGGUUUUCUGACAAAAAAGGCUUAUAGAAAUAAUAUUAAAAAAUACACAGUUUGAUUUCAAACAAAUGGGUCUUGGCCAAUAUGUUAUACAAUAUCACAUUGACUGAUGUAGAAAAUAUGUAUAUGUUUAAAUAGGUAUUUAUAACAUUAUCCUGUCUGGUUAAACUCAACAGUCGUUAUACAACCAUAUCCAGAUGUUAUUAUCUGUAUAUUAUGAAAUUUGAAAUUGUAAAUUCACCAUUAAAAUAUGUUAUUUACAAAUGUAAAUUAAAUGAU